AAGGGCGACAAUUUGUGGCUCACACACAGGACAACUGGGACAGGGAGAAAACUCCUUACGGCUAAACCAGGGGCAACAACUCAAGGGCCACAAACAUGGAGUAAAAGCGGCGGACUAAAAGUGCAGGAAAGAUCUCAAUUGUUUGCGACUACUUUAUUAUAUCACCAACAUACCAAGGUCCACAACUCUCUCCCCGACCAAGCCUGGAGUAACGUCCCCUGGACUGCCUCCCUUGAGGUUGCCAGACAUGAGCGGCCAGUCACUCCACGCCACGCACAGCAUGGACCCACGCUACAGCGCCGUCAGCACUAUCAGCAACACUGACUCCUGCUGCCCGCGUCACUCUGACUCUUGCUGCCCGCGUCACUCUGACUCAAGUUGUCCCCGUCAUAAUGACUCCUGCUGCCCGCGUCACCACUGCCACUAUGAUCAUCAGAUCAACAACAACAACGCCAGUGGGCGUGGCUACACCUCCGACAGUGGGCGUGGCUACACCUCCGACAGUUUCAGCCUGUCGGAAACGUCCGACGGUUCCGUCAUCGUGACGGACCGGCUGGUGUGUCGGUGCCAGGGGCGGGGCGAGCAGAAACAGGGGCGAAGGGACAAGGUCAAGGCCAUGAAGGUCAAGCGUCUGGUGGCGCUCAUCGCCGUCUUUGUCAUCUACGUCAGCAUCGGCGCCGCCGUCUUCAACGUGCUGGAGGCGGGGGCGGAGCAGGACAGGAAGGACGUCCUGCAGGACAAGGUGGAGCGCUUCCUGCUGAACAACAGCUGUGUGAGCCGGGCCGACCUGUAUCGUCUGCUGAGGAAUGCCGUGGAGGACAGCGAGAUCGUCUACUACGUGGUGGAGAACAAGACACACCUGGACAGGUGGGACUUCAGUGGGGCCUUCGGCUUCGUCGUCUCGGUCGUCACCACCAUAGGUUUUGGUAACCUUGCGCCAUUCACGAGCGAGGGGAAGGCCGUGUGUGUCGUGUACGCCAUCUUUGGGAUACCCUUGACCUUGCUGGUGCUGGGCGGGAUCGGCGAGAAAAUGGCCAGCUUCGUGUACACCAUCAGACGGUGUCAGAACCCCUACUGCCACCACACCCCCAGGGUGAACCGGAUGUUGAACAUCUUCUACGUGGUCAUCAUGGGCGUGGCCGUCAUCUUCAUCGCCCCCGCGGGCAUGUUGACCUACGUGGAGCAGUGGCACUUCCUCGAGUCACUCUACUUCGCCUUCACCACCCUCAGCACCAUCGGCUUCGGGGAUUACGUCAUUGGCAUCCACGAGACGCGGUUUGACAACGUCUACGUGCACGAGUUCUACGAGGUGUUCGCCUACGUCUGGAUCCUGCUGGGACUGGCCUACCUCUCGCUCGUCUACCGCUACAUCACUGACACCAUGGUGGCCAAGGCACACAAGGUGGAGCGGAGCACCAUCAAACGCUUGGGGCCAGAGCUAAGCAAAAGUUUCAGCAUAAGUUUAGCUCCAGCUUUACCCUCCAAUCCUGACCUGCCGUCUGCCGCUCCAGACGGAGCCGAUGACGUCAUAUCCGCCCGAGCCACCACUGAAAACGGAAGUCCAACUUUUGAAAUCCGAUGCGCCGUGUCUCACGACACCAAGACUGACCCGUGUGGGUCCAGGCGGGACCCGCUGACGUAAUGCUGACAGAGGAUUUGAUUGGUUUAUUCCGAUACAGUGCAAAGUUCAAGUCUACAUUUCUAACGGGAUCAAACAUUCCAGUAGACAAAAAACUGGUCACGUGAUUGACCAGACCAGAGAAUUAGGUCAGCUUGACCUUGAAACACUUCUCGCAUCCAGUUGUGCUGACCUUGAAGUGCCUUGUCUUUGGCGCCAUCUUUAAACUAAGACUGUCGAGAAGGCACGCGUGACGUCAUCUGUCUCAACAUCCGGUUUGACUGUUUCUACUUUCCGUAUACGGACUAUAAAGGCUGUAUAGUAAUCCUGCACAAAGUCGACAUGGAGUUUUGGACAAAUCUCGACGGUCUAAACCUUCUGAUGAGGGAAAACUUAAUGUUGCAAUCUUGUCUGUAUGUGUGUGUAUAUGUGUGUGCGUGUGUUUGUAAACACGAUAACUUCAAUACCGUAUCAGUUAGGUUGACGAAAUUUCAUAAAUAAUGUUUACAUCCUGUACGUAGAUUUCCAUAUACUUUUCAGCGAUUUCAGGAAACAGGAAAUGUUACUUGAAAUCUAUUUCCUUUCUUCAUCAUUUGAUAUUUUCCCAUGCCAUUAUCCUAUGAAGAGUCCUAUUCUAAACACUUUUCACCUUUAUAUGUUUUCUCGAGAAAAAAAAAUGAGCGUCAGUGUGUGUUUGUGUGUGUGUGUGUGUGUGACAA
This is a messenger RNA of Physella acuta, 2337 nucleotides long. Its product is annotated as potassium channel subfamily K member 16. Gene Ontology annotation, cellular component: plasma membrane. NCBI's taxonomy places the organism in Eukaryota, Metazoa, Mollusca, Gastropoda, Physidae. Gene Ontology annotation, biological process: potassium ion transmembrane transport; stabilization of membrane potential. Gene Ontology annotation, molecular function: outward rectifier potassium channel activity; potassium ion leak channel activity. The record is from RefSeq and is a predicted model, not a curated record.